Molecule: messenger RNA, 471 nt
Organism: Microthlaspi erraticum
Lineage: Eukaryota; Viridiplantae; Streptophyta; Magnoliopsida; Brassicales; Brassicaceae
Source: the annotation of a GenBank genome assembly
AUGGUGAAAAAGAUCUUUGUUCAGAUCACUGUGGUUUGUCUUGUGUUGGCGAUGAUGAUUGCCAUGGUCUCGGGUCAAGAACAUGAGGAGCACCACGAAGGCGACGGCCACGACCAUGCAUCAGCACCUGGACCUUCCUCUAAGAAACCAAGCUCCGCCGUGUUUGUUGCCGCCGAUAUGUUCACCGGUUUGGCAGCUGUCGCUUUCUCUCUGGUCGCUGUGUUUUCAAAACAACGUCCGACAAUGAUGAAGAAGAUCUUUGUUCAGACCACUGUGGCUUGUCUUGUGUUGGCGAUGAUGAUUGCCAUGGUCUCGGCUCAGAAACACGAUGAUCACGACGACCACGAGGGUCACGAAGACCACCCACCUACAGCAGCUAAAUCACCAAACUCCGCCGUCAUUGUUGCCGCCGAUAUGUUCACUGGCUUAGCCGCAGCUGCCGUGGCUCUGGUGGCUGGUUUCAUCUAUUGA